GAAAGAAUCGGUAAUCAGCGGCCUGGUGGCACCGCCACCGUGAGAUCCCACAAAACGAGAUCCGUGGAGAUGGGAUGCAUAUAAGCGGAUCACUGGCGAGAUCGAGUCACACGUACUCACGCGCGCACAGGGACAGGGACAGGGAAGGGGUUCUCUCUCUCUCUCUCUCUGCCAUGGCGAGAGCGGCGGCACCCUUGCUCCCCUUCUUCUUCCUCCUCUUGUCGUCGACAUCGCCGGCGGCCAAUGGCCAGAAGAAUCGUCUUGGCUUGACUCCCCAGAUGGGGUGGAAUAGCUGGAACCACUUCGGCUGCAAGAUAGACGAGGCGACCAUCCAAAAAAUCGCUGAUGCCAUGGUGGAUACUGGUCUUGCGAAACUGGGGUAUGAGUAUAUCAACUUAGACGACUGUUGGGCAGCUUAUAACAGGGACUCCCAGGGCAAUCUAGUUGCAAAUGCAUCGACAUUUCCAUCAGGAAUGAGGGCCUUAGCAGAUUAUAUGCACAAGAAAGGGCUGAAGCUCGGAGUCUACGGCGAUGCAGGACUGCGAACUUGCAGCAAGCUGAUGCCCGGUUCGCUAGGAUACGAAGACCAAGAUGCGAGAACUUUUGCAGCUUGGGGGAUUGACUACUUGAAGUAUGACAACUGCAACAACCAAAACAUCAGCCCACUAACAAGAUAUAACAGGAUGAGUGAAGCCCUUAUGAAUUCUGGAAGGGACAUUUUCUUCUCCCUUUGCGAAUGGGGUGUGGACGAGCCAGCGACAUGGGCAGGAAGCAUGGCAAACAGCUGGAGGACAACAGAAGACAUCAAGAACACAUGGGAAAGCAUGACGGACAACAUUGACAAGAGCAACAAGUGGGCACCUUAUGCAGGGCCUGGUGGAUGGAAUGACCCAGACAUGCUGGAAGUAGGAAACGGGGGGAUGACAACAGAAGAGUACCGGUCUCAUUUCAGCAUAUGGGCUCUAGUCAAGGCUCCUCUGGUGCUUGGCUGUGAUAUCAGCUCAAUGACCCCUGAAACCAAGGAAAUCCUCAGCAAUCAGAAAGUCAUUGCAGUUAAUCAAGACAAACUUGGGGUACAAGGGCUCAAAGUGCAACAAGAUGAAGAUCUAGAAGUUUGGGCUGGUCGCUUAAGUGGAGAUAGAGUUGCUCUUGUGCUGUGGAACAGGGGACCUACUGAAGCAUCUAUUACUGCUAGUUGGAGCAACAUUGGUCUAAGCCCAUCAGCUGUUGUAGAUGCUCAUGAUCUGUGGACAGAUGAGGUUACAUCAUCAGUGCAAGGAAACCUGAAGAAAACAGUGGCUUCUCAUGCUUGCAAGAUGUAUGUGUUGACCCCAAAAUAGAACAGAAUUCUCAACUUUACAUAUUAUUAUAAAAUAAUUAUUUCAGAGGUCUCAAAGAUAACAAUGUAUUACCUUGGUAUGUGUGCAUAGUGUGUCCAGAUUUGAUUAUGAAUAUUAUAGAUGUAACACCAAAAAACUUAGUCAAAAGAAAAGGAAUAAGUCUCCUUUUGUA
Messenger RNA from Hordeum vulgare subsp. vulgare (domesticated barley), 1512 nucleotides. RefSeq names its product alpha-galactosidase-like. Bases 75 to 1340 code for a protein of 421 amino acids. The record is from RefSeq and is a predicted model, not a curated record. The transcript is spliced from 15 exons. Gene Ontology annotation, molecular function: hydrolase activity, hydrolyzing O-glycosyl compounds. Lineage: Eukaryota; Viridiplantae; Streptophyta; Magnoliopsida; Poales; Poaceae. Gene Ontology annotation, biological process: carbohydrate metabolic process.